AUGGAGAGCCUUGGCCUGCAGGUACGCUCGGCCGGCAACGUGUCGCCACAGGCCGCACUGGCGUGGGCCAUGAUGCAAAGGGCUCCAGGUGGCUCCUCCUCCUCCUCCUCUGCUCCAAGGGCUUCCAAGGUCACGCGAUUGCUUCAUCCUAUGGGCCCAGGCGAGACUCCCGCGUGCACAUAUGCGGCAGAUGCGACAGUUGAGAUAGUCUUGGCAUCUGCCUGUUUGGGCUUGGCAGGUCACACACUCACUCGCCGAAGACGACAUCGAAUCGCGCGGCAGGCUCUGGGCAAACUCAUUCAACCGCCAUUACCGCCUUACAUGCAGGCAGAUAGCCAGGCGCUGCUGCCGCAAACCUCACAGGACCUUACAAUCCAUCCUGCGACCGGUCGGGUGGAAGAUGCUUUGACAAGUGGUUCUUUGAGGACGCUGUGCAAAGCCUUGGCGUUGGCAGCUGGCUCAUAUUCGAAUCCUGCAGAUGGCCUUGAGCGAAUUCGCAGACCCAAGAUGGACCAGACUUUGACAAUCAGGGCAUUGCUUCGCUUCUGCGAGCUGCGGCAUACAGCUGCUGAUGACCUGCAGCCCCGAGACUUCAUCGGCGAAAGUGGGCAGGGAGUUCGGGCAUUGCUCAAGCACUGCCGGAAUUAUCAGCUGGAGGUGGCCGCUGCUUUGGAAUCGCGAGAAGAGGAGACGGUUGGGAUGAUCCGUGCGUUCCACGAUCAGGCAGAUGUGGUCAAGAAGUACCUGCCCUUCUUUCGCAACGUCCUUGAGAAGUGCUUCCCGGUUUUGCUCAGGCAGACGGUGGAACCCUUGCAUCGGCUCAUCGGCUUUCUGGACUCCUACGGUGAGGUCCAACUCAGCUUCCUCUAUGAAGCUGCCAAAGACAAGGUAAUCAAGGCGCGAUUGAACGAGAUGCAGCCACGCCAACUCCUUGAGGUCACAGACAAAUGGGUCAGCCAAGCCCGCAAUGGGGAGCUGGCCAUUGUGCAAUCACACAAGGCACGGGUGGUCGUCAGGCACGCGGCGAGUUUGGACAUCGAGUUGCCUCCGCGAGAGAGGGCCGAAUGGAUGAGCUUGGCAAUAUGGGGCUCAGUCCUGGAGAGCACGCCAGAAUUGGAGCUCAUCGAGGAUCGCGUUCGUAAAGGUGCCCUGUACCGGGGAGAUCCGGUGGAGAUGCUUUCGUUGGCCGAGGGCAUGGGCGAUAUCAGUGGCUUUAACCAUGAGAUGUUUGAGAUCGUCCGAGCACCGAUUAACCAGGCCAUGCUGCGCGCGGGCCCGGAGCGGGCAGCGCUGGCAUUGGCAUCGCUUACCUUCCAAACGCGCUUGCUCAAGAAGCCCGCAGACAAGGCGCAGGCUCGGCUUCUUCUACCGGAGAGAAUCACAAAGAAGAUUUACAAGUGGCAGCGAGGAGAGGAUCGCCCCCUCCUUAAAUUGAAGAAGAAGGAUCCUCCAAAGCCACCAAAGCCAAAGGAGGCGCUUGCAGGUCUGAUCGUGAAGGUGCUCGCAUUUUUCAGCGAGAAUAUGCCCUUGACUGCCUUGGAGUAUGUCCUUGCGAAGUGGGUUCUGAAAAACUUCCGUCUCGAGGCGUGCUAUGAGGUGGCUCGAGACCAUCUCUUGCGGCUCAUGACCAGAGAGGAGAACCUCGUGGAUCCAGAGAGGGACGAUGCAGAUGAGGUGGUUCCGCCUGGUUCUCUCGCCAGAUCCAGCAAUCACUUGGUCGCACUAGGUUUGCCGGCCUACACCUUGGCACCUGCAGUGGAUUGGCUGCUCUGUCAGUCUGCGGGCUGGUCAGAAAAGAGAGCUUUCCCGGAGGAAGUAGUCGAAGAGGAUGCUGCCACGCUGGAAAGAGCGAUGAUACAGAGGCGAAUUGCGACAACGAAACUUGUCGAGUCAUCCCUGCCAUUGCUCAGUCACCUCUGGCCCCAAAGGCAAGAAGGAGACGAGGAUGCCAGCUUGGAGCAGUUCUCACUGCGAAAUGCCGAUGAGUUGCUGAGGCUGGUCGGCCGAACAGAGGACCGGGAUGGCAAGAAGAGGAAGGCAGAUGUGGCAGCGGAUGAGCUGCUGAAGCGCCUGUCGUCGCAGCUGAUGUUUGACGAUCUGCCCCAAAAGGCAGAGUCAGCCAUGUGUGAUUGGCGACAGACACAACCAGAAACAUCACUCAGCACGCUAGCAGCACCUUUUCUGCUCGAGGCAGCCCACAUCGGUGCAAAUCAAGGCAUACCCGAGCAGCGGCCAGUCGGUACUUUGUCUCGCUCCAUUGUGCUGCUUGCUCAAGCCAUCAACAUGGAGGAGAUCAGUCUUGAGUCUGCGGAGUGGGCCCUGAUGCCUUUCGAAGCCGCAGAUGCCAGCAACGAGGCUGUGUCGCUCGUUGCCGCUUCUUGCGCGGUGGGUGGUGUGCCGGAGGACAUCAUGUCUGAAACCUGCACAGCUUGGUUGGAAUUGGGCUGCCAGCGAGGAAACAUGGGACUCCAGUAUCGAGGCAAAGGCAUGAACGCGACAGUCUCCUACAUCUCUCCUGCUGCAGAAUGGGUUGCAGGCUUGGUGCAGCUGCGAAAGGCCAGCCAGAGAUGCAGAGUGGUUGUUGCGUCGGCAUCCUCGUUUGUUUCUGCUGUGAACAUGCUGUGGAAGCGCUUUGCCAUCAGAACCGUUUCACGAGCAGGUUUGCGGCUAUCUGGAAGCUCAGCUGGGCAAGGCGCCAACGGUGCUACCCCCUGUCCAAGCGUCCUGAAGAUGUUUUUUCAAAUGUGUGGCUUCGCAAAGCUGCUCAAAGAGAUGCACCUUCAGUUUGGCAGUUCGAUCUUCUGCAACCGUCACCUUCAGAUUGCAGCCUCCCUGCACACCGUACACCUGCCAUCCUCACCGCCUUCACCGAGCACAACAUACAGCCCUGAUAAUGUCUGCAAUGUCUAUGGACCAGCUCUGGCGGACGUCUACUCGCCACCAUGCGCCCCGCCGGUACAGGGCUUUCAUGAGACUGCUAUCGCCUUCAGCGGUUGCUUUCCUGGUGGCUUGGACCAGGAAGGCAAAGUCUCGCAGAGAGCUUGCAACUUUUUUCGAGCGGAAGUGUCGAAUGUCCUCGCCCUUGACCGUGAGACUGAAGCAUGGACAGCAUAUCAGCAGGCUGGCAUCAAAGCGAUCACGGAAGAAUCCAGUCUCGCAACCCACCCAUGUUAUGGCCGGAAAUUCCAAGUUGGGCAAGAAGCCAAGUACGAGGAGCACAUCUCUUUCAGGGUGAUGGCGGUUACCUUGGGCAUCAACCUCGAGAAGACCCCCAGCUAUUGGAUACCAUUUUGGGACACCCACGAGGAGAUCACGGGCGCGCCCUGUGACGCCGCACGGCCUCUCUGGCGGCGCCUUGCUCUGCUGUCGCCUCUGGAGUCGAGCACAGGAUGGGUUGUGAAUGUGGGUGCCGGUGACGGGUCGUGCUCGUAUGACGCAGCUCGCGAAGUAUUUCGGGAUCUCACUAUCUUCAAGGCUGGUGAUCCAGCGAACUGCUUGCUGCAUGCAGGCUUUCAGGGUAUCCUCUUCGAAGGUGAUCCUGAAAAGGCUGCACUCUUGCGACAGGUCUUUGCCGGAAGGGAAGGCAUUUGGGUGAUCGGCAACGCAACAAAUCCCUUCAAGGUGCUGCAGCAGGUUGCAGCUUAUCGCGACAGCCUUGACCUACAAGUGCAGCCAGAACUUCUGAAAGUCGACGUAGACAAUUGCGAUUGCUGCUUCGUGGCGGCCCUGCUGGAGAGAGGUUUGCGGCCUCGACACAUACACGUGGAGGUCAGCUCGCUCGUUCCUCCGCCAAUCUUUUUCAGACCGGUUGCGUUCGACCCAUCCAUUCAAGGAGACUCAUCACUUGAGAUUGGCCCGGAAAGUGGCUUUAGGGGCCACAUGGUGCACUGCUCACUUUCUGCCUUUGCUGAGCAGCUGGAGCCUUUUGACUACAAACUGGUGGACCUUUAUUUGCAUGAUGCUCAUUUCGCAAGACAGGAUGUGGUGCAAGGGGAUGCCGGAGAAGGCAUCCGCACAUCGCCAGAUCUCUGGCAUGAAAUUGGAGAUCUGGAAAUGGCAUGGAAUGCGGGCUUCUACUGCCAUCCACUUCGACCCACUCAGUUCAUUGAGGUGCAAUACAAAAAGACGUUCCUGUAUGACUAUCGCCAGUGGAGCGACAAGUCUCUUUCCAUAGAGGAACGUCUUCGUUUGCUGAGAGACUACUUGGACCGCUGGCAAAAGCCACGGAACCAGUAUGUUCUGCGAGUGCAAGAAAAGCGCUUUGUCACCGAACUUCCCAAGCGAGCGGCCUCAUCACUUUGCGAUGCAACAGGUGGUUUGGCCCUCUUGCUCGACACCAUUGAUGGCAAGCCUCCAUCCUUGUCGGAACUGGCAAGAGCUAAGGAGGCGAUCCUGGAAAAGCUGGGCGGCAAAGGACUGGCAGCCCUGGCCGAUGCUGUGGCAUUGUCCUGGUCCUCGGCCAUGCCCGGCUUGCCUCCGUCGGUGGCUGCCAGUCACUUCGAGCAGUGGUGGAGGGGCCAAGAGACUCGCCAAGAGCUGGUUUCUCAAGUUGCCACCGCCGGCCUGCAGGAGCUUUCUUGGAACGUGAAGCUGAAGCUUCAAGCCACCUUUGCGGACAAGAAGCCUACAGAGUACUCGUCUCCUGCUUGGCGAGUCGAGGGUGUUCAGAAAGUCACCUGGUUUGUGCCAGCUGAAGUCGUGAGCGAAGCGAGCAAGACGAAUCCUGCGGGCUUGAAGAAGGAGCGGAAGAAGCCUCCAGGCUUCAUCGGGUCCAAGACGGCACAGAGAGCUGCACUGGAGAAAAGCGGUGGAAGAUGCAUGUACUGCAGCGGCACCCACAAGUUGCGCGCGAAGCAUUUCUGGCCCCCAGAGCUCGGCGGCACGGACUUCGCCUCCAACGUCUCCAGCUGCUGUGAGCUCUGCUCAGACAUGCAUGAAGCACUGGGCUCCAAAAGGUGGCGCGAGGUGCUGUCUGCAGAUCCAGAGCAGGCUGCGGAGGUUUGGUGGGAGGCACAGAAGAAAGCCAGCAUGCAAGCCAUGGGUUUUCUAGCCCAGCCUGCUGAGUAG
Symbiodinium natans is the source of this 5067-nucleotide messenger RNA. The record is from the annotation of a GenBank genome assembly. NCBI's taxonomy places the organism in Eukaryota, Dinophyceae, Suessiales, Symbiodiniaceae.